AUGUCGACUGACGUUGCCUGCGCCGUCUCCGCCGGACCUGGCAGCGGACCUGCCGCCGUUUCCGCCUCCGCCUCGGCCGUCGCCGCGCACGACGAUGCUGAUCUGUCAAAGGAUCAGAUCGAGUGCGCCAAGCAGCCCCCGCCCUCGUUUCUGCACUCGCCGCCUGAUAGCAACAAUGCGAUCAAGUCGGAUGCGAGCGACUCGGAGCUAAGUGACCUCGACGACGAACCCAUUCUGGACGACCCCCCUGUCGUCCCGCCCGAACUUGAAUACCGCCCGGAGUCGCAGACACAAGACGCGCAGGAUGCGCAACAGAAGGAGCAGGUCGAGGAGGAGGACAUUGGCGAGGUGUUGCCGGACCACUGGUCCGGGGCGGUGCCCGUCUUUCGCCCGACCAUGGACCAAUUCAAAGACUUUCAACGUUUUAUGAAAAAGGUGGAUAGCUACGGAAUGAAGUCCGGUAUUAUUAAAAUCAUCCCCCCACAAGAGUGGAAAGAUACUCAGCCUCCUCUUGACGACCUCGUCAAGCACGUCCGAGUGCGCGAGCCCAUCAAACAGGAUAUCAUGGGCUCAAACGGCACAUACCGGCAGGUCAACAUCUUGCACGGCCGCUCUUACAAUGUACCGCAGUGGCGGCAGCUGUGCGAGCAGAGCGAGCACCAGCCGCCCGCGAGACGCGGUGAGCGCCGAGCCAAUGCCGACAAGCCUAGGCCUGCUCGACGUCCCACCGCCCCAAAGUCGGCAACCGAACCAUCUACUCCCAAGAAGCGUGGAAGGGGGAGGCCGACCCGGGGCAAGGGUAAAAUGGCCCCGGCAGAUGAAGAAGAGGAGCGGCCUAUGACACCUGUGUCGCCAAAGGCCGAGCCGCAAAUUGGUGAGGACAUGCCCGUCGCUUCCAUCGAAGGGGACCCUGCAGAGGAUGUCGGGGACAACGACGACAUGAAACGCCCCGUGGGCCGAAUGGGCGGUUCGAGACAGGCCAAAGCAAAGACCCAGUCUGUCUCUGCCCGUCGCAAAUAUAGCCGCCGCGAAGGCUCGGCAAUGAUUGACGAGGCCGCUUUCAAAGACUUCGAUUAUCGGAUGGACAUAUCCGACUAUACGCCCGAGCGGUGUGAGGAACUCGAGAGGGCGUACUGGAAGACUCUGACAUACGCUGCUCCGCUCUAUGGCGCCGACAUGAUGGGCACGCUUUUCGACGACAGGACCGAGAUCUGGAACCUCAACAAGCUCCCCAACCUACUAGAUGUUCUAGGCACAAAGGUCCCCGGAGUGAACACGGCAUAUCUUUAUCUGGGCAUGUGGAAGGCCACUUUUGCCUGGCAUCUUGAGGACGUGGACCUCUACAGCAUCAACUACCUACACUUCGGCGCUCCGAAGCAGUGGUACAGCAUCUCACAAGCUGACGCUCGCAGGUUCGAAGCAGCGAUGAAGAACGUCUGGCCCGCAGAUGCCAAGGCUUGCGAUCAGUUCCUUCGACACAAAGGCUUCCUGAUAUCCCCGCACCACUUGCUGACACACUACGGCAUCAAGGUCAACAGGGUGGUGUCAUAUCCCGGAGAGUUCGUCGUCACGUAUCCCUACGGUUACCAUUCCGGCUACAAUCUCGGGUACAACUGUGCCGAAGCUGUCAAUUUCGCCCUCGACUCUUGGUUGCCAAUGGGCAAGAUUGCAAAGAAGUGCGAGUGUGCCCAAGCCCAAGAUAGCGUGUGGAUCAAUGUUUAUGAGAUUGAGCGCAAGCUUCGCGGCGAGGAGACCGAGUACGAAGAAACAGAAGACGAAGAUGACGAUGACGACGAGGACAUGUCCGGCCUUCCUACUCCACCUGCUAGCCACGGAAUGAAAUUCAAGGACGGUAGCCGCAAGAGGAAGCGUGGACCAGGAGGUAAGGAUAAAAUCAAGGUCAAGAAGGUGAAGCUCCGUAUCAAGACAAGGGUCGAGCCUCCGUGCUGCCUGUGUCCCCACGACAUUUCCGAAUUGGAACUGUUGCCCACCGAGGACGGCAAAAAGGCCCACCGCCUCUGCGCCCUCUACAUGCCCGAGACUUAUAUCGAUAGCGUCGACGGUAACGAGGUGGUUUGCAACGUCAGCGGUAUUCACAAAGACCGCCUGGAUCUCAGGUGUCUCCUCUGCCGGUCAAAACGAGGCGCCUGCUUUCAGUGCUCGCACAGCAAAUGUGCCCGGGCCUAUCACGCUACGUGUGCCGCCGCCGCGGGUUGCUUCGUGGAGGAUCAAGACGUACCUGUCUUUGGCGAGGAUGGCACCGAGUUCAAGGAGCAGGCCUUCGACUUUAGCUGCAGGUUCCACCGAACUCGGCGCGAUAAAAAGCACGACGCCGAUGUGCUGGAAGCAGACAGUCGCAUUCGUUCCGCGGCAGAGUCACUGCGGAGAGGCGAGAUUCGACAGUUCCAGUAUCUCAAAGGCGAGAUAUUUGCGGGCAUCGUGGUUGAAAAUCGCGAAGAGGACGAGACGGUCCUCAUCAACGUCCUUCCUACCAGUGAUACCAUUGAGGUUCAGUGGAAGUGGCUGCUGCUGCCCGAUCCGGCGGACUCUCGGCUUCCGAAGGCAUCCGCCAAGGCGAUCCCCCUGCCUGCAUCACGCAAAGCCAAAGACAAGCUCAACACCAAGAGACUGCAAGAGGACAAGCCAAGGAAAGAUGACCCAUUCGCCGAGGGUUACACUUGGGCCGAGUUUUUGGCCGAGCCCGUCACGAACGCGAACCAAGCAAAGGUGGACUUCUCUAAGCCUGACCAGAUUUGGUACUAUCUGGGGAAGACGUCUACCGACGCGAAGGCGCAAUACACCGAAGACACGAGCAAGUCGCGACACAACCCCAAGGGCAACUAUUUGGAUACCUUGCCUAAGCCUGCCAAGCCCCCCAAACCUGCAGCGGCUGUCAAACCCGUAGCUUAUGGCCAGCGACAUGGUGCAACCGGCGGCUUCACCUACGCGCCCUAUGCCACGAGCGCGCAAGCGGUUGGCAUCCGAUUCGAUAAGCCUUACGUGUACAAGCCCAAGGGACCGAUCAACUCACAGCAGCAGAUGCACACAACUCAAUAUUUCGCUCCAGCGCAAACGUCGCAUACCCUUUCUCCAUCAACUUACUCAAAUCAGAAUCACUACGCAGCCGGGCAGGGUUAUCAGAACAGUGGGAUGUAUUCCGUCCAGAGGUUUGAGCCUGUGAGCAGCGGCACCUCACAAACUGCCUCAGCUGCUCCUCAGAACCACCAUCAAGCUGGAGUGCCAAACGCUCCGAGAACGGUGGCAGCGCCAGCACAAACCUGGCAGCAGCCCUCGCCUGUCACAUAUCAGAAGCCUUCAUCGGUCCAUCAGAGCCGGCCGAACUGGCAGGUUCACUCAUCAGUGUACCAGAAAUACCCGUUUUUCCAGGUCAACCACAACAGGGACGCUUUAAAGUACCGGACGCCCUACUCACCUUGGGGCGGAUUCACAAACGGGUACGAGGGCGACUUGCGGGCGCACCUCAUGUCACAACAAAGCAACAUGCUUCAGCGACCGUACGCAAACUCCAUGUCGCCGGGUCUGAGAGGAUCAUCUAUGGGGACGUUUGGAUCGCAUCACGUCCAACAGCUCGGAAGACCUGCUGAGCACUCGCCGCCUUCACAUACCCCACAGCCCAACCCGGUUGCACAUUCGCAAUCCCACAACAUGUUUGUGCCGCUACAGCCAAACAUGCAGCAACAGCCGAGCGCUACUCCUCCCAAUGGCGGCAUGCAAAAACAUGAGCAAAGGGCCCACCAGCCCUUACAGGCCCAAAAGCCGAAGCCAACCCCUGUUCCCAAGUCGUAUAAGAUUCCGGCGAAACAGUCUCCCGUGCCUCUACCUCCGCAUAUCCUCGCCGCCAUGGGCUCAACGCCAGGCACACCAACGCCUGCUCCGCCCUCAAGUACAUCGGCAACUCCAGCAAACGAACUUGACAGGGCAGUUGCACAAGCAUCCCCGGCUGCCCAAACGUCACUUUCGCCAACGCCCAUGUCGGGUGUCAAAGCGACCACACCGUUGAGGAUGUCUACAACGCCGGUGCCGAUUCCAAGACUGCCAGGAAUAUCGCAAGCUGCGACCGCGUCACCUGUUCCAAGCCCACAGGUUGAAAAUGCUUCAGUGCCAGAAAUAGGGGCAUCCUCCUUGGAUGCCCCGCCUCAGCAAGCCUUGACUAGUGCAAUCUCCGCCCCGUUGGAUACUCAAACGUCUCGUGUGGAUGAACAAAAAUGUCAAGAGUUUGCCGACGUGCCUGGACGCGGGUCUAUGGAAUUUGUAGAGAGGAUGAUGGAAAACUUAAAGAAGGCUUCACAGCGGGAUGGGGCCCAAGGGAAUAACGGAGAAAGAAUGGAAUGGGCAGCAUAG
This is a messenger RNA of Purpureocillium takamizusanense, 4362 nucleotides long. RefSeq lists its product as uncharacterized. Bases 1 to 4362 code for a protein of 1453 amino acids. Gene Ontology annotation, molecular function: histone H3K9 demethylase activity; histone H3K36 demethylase activity. NCBI's taxonomy places the organism in Eukaryota, Fungi, Ascomycota, Sordariomycetes, Hypocreales, Ophiocordycipitaceae. The transcript has 5 exons. The record is from RefSeq and is a predicted model, not a curated record. Gene Ontology annotation, cellular component: nucleus. Gene Ontology annotation, biological process: chromatin remodeling.